CUCUUGGCUAGGGGUGACACUGAAGCACUUUCAACAAUUAGUAGAGGAAAUAUUCUUAGAGAGGAGUUGCUGCUUCAAUCACAUUCAAGUCAAGAGAGGCUGCAUUUGUGUCAGUAUGAUUGUACCUGAAGCAAUGACAUCAUCGUUAGUGAGUCUAGCAAAACAGAGGAUAGAGUUCAUCAACACCAUUGGAAUCAUUAGACUAGCUAUCGGAGGGAACGAAAUAAUGAAUAAAGAAGAGGAGAAAGAUGAAGCUAGUUUCUCACAGUAUCUAAUGAGAGGAGUCCUUCAAGAGAAGAUUGAUGUAGUACGCUUCAUACUAUCACUUGAUGGAUUAGGAUUAGCUGAUACCAUUAGUCCCUGUAUUGAGGAAGCAGUUGAAUCAGGUAAUAUACAGAUAUUAAGUAUGUUACUUGAAUCAGGAGGUGAUCCUAACUUUAUUGGUAAUAAAGGUCUCACUCCUCUACAGACAGCCAGUAAACAAGGACACGUUACUAUAGUCAACAAACUUCUUCAAUACAAGGCAGAUCCUAAUCAAGAUGGUGUUUCUGGUUGGACUGCUUUGAUGAUAGCCACCGAGAAAAAUAAUACCAGUAUAAUCGAAUUACUGAUAAAAGCCGGUGCCAACUUGAACGCCAAAAUGGUGCAUGGUUGGACGCCUCUGAUGCUUGCUUGUGCUUAUAAUUUUCCUGCUCUUGUUAGUAUUCUACUCAAGGCAGGGGCAGAUCCUAAUAUUCGCACAAUCAAAUGGGCAGCCGUACAUUCUGCAGCUUCAAAAUACGAAGAUCCUUCGAUUCUUAUUGACUUGGCUGAAUCAGGUGUCAAUCUCAAUGCAGUAACAGGAGCUGGAGCUACCCCACUCAUCCUUGCUUGUCAAGUCAAUUUUGAGCUAACCAUUAAUGUACUCCUCAAUUAUAAAGUAUCUCUUGAUUCUCAAACAAGAAGUGGGUACACUGCACUAAUGGCUGCUGUUUGCAAUAAGAGCGUGAGUAUAGUUGAGUCCCUUUUAUCAGCUGGUGCCAAUGUACAUAUCGCUGAUGCUAAUGGCCAAACGGCAUUGGAUUGGGCACUGGAUUCUGGUCACCCAGAAAUAACAGAACUCCUCCUGGUAUACAUGGGAGAUAUGCCUGCCACGCCAUUAAAGGCUCCCAGUUCUGCUCCUUCAGUAGCUCUUGUACCUGAAGAUAUUGAAGUCCACAUUCCUUCCUCUUCCUCUGCAAUACAAGAGCUAAGAGAUGCAGUGGAAAAUCCUUUACCACCACAGGGAACUUCAUUGAAACACAAGAGCAGCAAAGAGGAGAAAGAAAAGUCAAGAAACACAACGGCAUAUUGAUCGCAUUAAGACUGAUAACUUUGUACUAUUAUACUUAAUUUUGUGAGGUUGAUUAUUAUUGUUAAAAAAUAAUGAUAAUAAUAAGAAUAAUUUUAAAAAUUUAA
Amphimedon queenslandica is the source of this 1437-nucleotide messenger RNA. RefSeq names its product ankyrin-3-like. The record is from RefSeq and is a predicted model, not a curated record. Gene Ontology annotation, biological process: RNA processing. Gene Ontology annotation, molecular function: protein binding; RNA binding; RNA nuclease activity. The coding region runs from base 116 to 1333 and encodes 405 amino acids. The transcript has a single exon. Lineage: Eukaryota; Metazoa; Porifera; Demospongiae; Haplosclerida; Niphatidae.